Salvelinus namaycush (lake trout) is the source of this 2929-nucleotide messenger RNA. Its product is annotated as carboxy-terminal domain RNA polymerase II polypeptide A small phosphatase 2-like. Gene Ontology annotation, molecular function: RNA polymerase II CTD heptapeptide repeat phosphatase activity. The coding region runs from base 516 to 1298 and encodes 260 amino acids. The transcript is spliced from 7 exons. Lineage: Eukaryota; Metazoa; Chordata; Actinopteri; Salmoniformes; Salmonidae. The record is from RefSeq and is a predicted model, not a curated record.
AAAAAAUACAUCUCACAUUUAAAAUCGAAUUAUAUUUAUAACCAAUUCUCUAUUUGAGAAAUAUGUCCGCCGAUGUAAUCUGUUUUCUUUUCCUCCUCUCGGUAAUAUCAAUUUGACGGUGUUGUUUAUCUGUAGUAAGGGGAACUUGAAACCGCCCCUUGCCCCAUUUCCUCGGUUGUUUUUCUUCUUUCGCCUGUAUUCUCCAUGUUGUUGGAGCGAAAAGUGAGGUCUUCGCAGAGACAGGAAGGGGCCGUUCGGUUCCGAAAUAUACUAGCGAUAAAGUAAACCGAGACGCGCAGCCGAGGAAAACAUAUCCAAGCGCCCUGCCCCUCCCAGAAGAAGCAAGAAAUAAAGAAGCAUUGUUGGUGAUGAAUUGUAGCGUCUUCCAUAUCCAACAAAGCCACGGAUGACAGUUAUCAAGGCAAUCAUUUAGUAACUUGUCAAUAUAACCUAAUGAAGGCUGCUUAUCUCUGUUUGGGGAACGGAUUGGAUUUUGAGGGCUCUGUGCUUGUCAGAUGGAAAGUUCUAUCAUCACUCAAGUGCAAAAAGAAGACAUUCAAUUGUCACCGAAAACAGGCGAGGUGAGCAGAUCUUCUCUGAAGAAGCCUAGGAGCUGUAACAUCUUCAAAGCACUCUUCUGUUGCCUCAGAGGAGCACAGGAUGCCCGAAAUCCACCAUCACCUUCACAAGAUGCCUUGCUGGAGCCACAGGACAAUGGGGACGUUGUCAAGCUGUCAUCAGGGCCCAGCCUGCUGCCUGAGAUGACACCCCAGGACCAGGGGAAGAUAUGUGUGGUCAUAGACCUGGAUGAGACACUGGUGCAUAGCUCAUUCAAGCCUAUCAGUAAUGCAGAUUUCAUAGUGCCUGUGGAGAUUGAGGGGACCACACACCAGGUAUACGUGCUGAAGAGGCCGUAUGUGGAUGAGUUUCUACAACGAAUGGGAGAGCUGUUUGAGUGUAUUCUGUUCACUGCCAGUCUUGCCAAGUAUGCAGAUCCAGUGACUGACCUGUUGGAUCAGUGCGGGGUAUUCCGGGCACGGUUGUUCCGGGAGUCCUGUGUGUUCCACCAGGGAUGCUACGUCAAAGAUCUCAGCCUGCUGGGCCGAGAGCUCCAUAAGACCCUCAUCCUAGACAACUCUCCUGCCUCCUACAUCUUCCACCCAGAGAAUGCUGUUCCUGUGGUGUCCUGGUUUGAUGAUGUGGAGGAUGCUGAGCUGCUCCACCUGCUGCCUGUGUUUGAGGACCUGAGUCAGGCAGAGGAUGUCUACACCAGACUGGGGGAGCUACGAGCACCAUGAUGGAGGGACCCUGCUGAUGAGCACUUCAUGACAUUCUAACGCCUUUUCUCUGACUCUACUGUAGAGUACUACAGUCAUUCCAAAUGAAUAUGAAUAAAGUGGUUAUUUUUUCCAAACCAGAAGCCUGCAUGGCCUGAUCUGACUCAGGACACUUGUAUCUUUGUGCCUUUUCCCUAAACAAACACAAGGUAUUUUGUAAAAAAAAAAAAAAUCUUCCAAUCUCGCUAUGCAAUCCUCUUCUGUAAUCAUGAUGCACUACAGUGCUACUUGUUAUACGGUUCACACAGUCAAAUCCAGAAUGCCAACAGAAUGUAACCUUACAUGUUCCUAGAUAUAUGACCAGUUAGUAUAUGCUCACAUACUAGAUGUUUAACUGAUACCUAUGUAAAUAUUUCUAUUAUUUACUGUAAAAUGGCCAACAAAGCAAAAUGCCACUCCAUUUAAGUACUGAAUAUAUUAGAAUAAAUAAUGUCUUCAUAAAGUUUUGGAGACUUUAUAUACAUUAUAUCAAUAUAUUUUUCUGAAUACCAUUAAUAGCAUGCAUACAGUGAUGUUAUAAAGCUUUAAAAAGCUUCUUGAGUUGAUCAUUUGGGACCACAUUUUUUAAGAUUAAUUCCUUUAUGGUCACUUGAAUGCAGACAUACUGGAUGCAUGGCUACUCAGCAAAAGUUUAUUAUAUUGUCGCUCUUAGAAUAUUUGGUCCAGUCUAACACGUUUUUAUGUUUUUCUUGGAAUACUAAAUGACAAAAUUGCACUUGUUGUUUUAUAAGUAAGACUGUGCUAAAAAGUGACAACUGUACCUUUCAAAUUCAGUCAGAGACAUCAUGCACUGCCUGUGCAGAUAUAUGCACCCCAAUGCCAUGCUGAAUGUGGUCAAAUACUGUAUUAAAAAAAGGAUAUGUAGUUGUGGUACUCUUAAUUCUGAAAUGAUAUGCCUUUUUUUCUUAUACAUUUUGUGUAUUCGUUUGUGCAUUAUUUGCCCACUACAAGUGAGGGUAUAGAAACAACAAUAUUCAAAACAUCUGCCAAAUUAUAAUUUGUGCCUGGAGUUUUUGGAUUGUGUAAACAAGUUAAUCAAACACCACAUAUUAUUUUCCUCUCAAGAGUGCCUUUCAAACAUAACUCUUAACCUUCCAAUGCCUCCUUAUAUCAUCAUAGAUGAUACCAACGUCAUUGGCUUAUCCAAAAAGCAAUAACCAGGUUCAGGGUAUAGAUCAAUGACAAAUAACUAGCAAAAUAUGGAUAAUUUUAUGUAGGUACAAUCAAGUUUGUUUUUAUAAUGUUAAAUAUCUGUUUUUACAUGUUGACCACUAAAGAAAUGUCCAAUCCUAAUGAAUAACCAAAGCUAUCUGGUUGUUGAUAUUGUGUAGAUUACGUUGUCCUCAUUGAUAUUGUUAUAAUCAAACAAAAUAAAGUGUACAAAAUGUACAUUUUAAAUCAGUAACACAUAUUAGGCCAAUGCAUUGUUUUUAGUGCUAGAGUAAAAACCAAAAUGUGCACCCCUUGGGGUCCCGAGGACAGAGUUUGAGAUACAAUGUUGCUACUUUCAAUAAUAUUGGACUAUUUUUAAAGAAAUACAUGUAUUUUGGAGCCAAACUGGUCAAACGUUACCAAAUAAAAGUUUGAUUAUA